Molecule: messenger RNA, 4785 nt
Organism: Acipenser ruthenus (sterlet)
Lineage: Eukaryota; Metazoa; Chordata; Actinopteri; Acipenseriformes; Acipenseridae
Product: BCLAF1 and THRAP3 family member 3-like
Exons: 12
Coding region: 482-2818 (778 amino acids)
Biological process (GO): positive regulation of transcription by RNA polymerase II
Cellular component (GO): mediator complex
Molecular function (GO): DNA binding; transcription coregulator activity
Source: RefSeq, a predicted model, not a curated record
AACGUUUCCUGAAACAGUCGUUUUCCCUUGUCUGUAUCCCGUACAAAGCACAGAUGAUAGUCAUGAUUAAUGAUGCUAUCGCUUUUAAGAGCUAACAUCAUUGAUUUUAAAGCCUCAUAUAUUUGAAAGCAGAAAUAUUUAUAGGAACGUGUGUUUAGUACAGGAUUAAACAGAGUUCCAAGUGCCAGUUAUGUGUGUGUUUAUUUUAUAUCCCUUUCUUUACUUUUCACGGUGCAAUCAUUAUGAAUGGGUCAGAGUUAAUAUUGAGAUGUUUUUAUGGUGGAGAAUUGAAGCAGGUGGAGUGAGCAGAGUUGAAAGGUCACAAUAUCACAGGAUUUCCCAAGAUCAGAAAGCAAAAAAGACACAAAUGUAGAUCCAUUAUAAAAUGAUAGGUCAUACAUUGUAAAAACCACAGGCCUGCAAGCAAGAAUGGAAGAUGUACAGUACAGUAGCCAGCUAAAAGGCAAGCAAGCAUCAAAAGAUGUCAAGACCACGAUCAAGAUCUCCCCGAUAUAAAUACAGGUCUAUUUCACCUUCGUUUAGAAGAAGCCCAGAGUGCUAUGUAGAGAGGCCUUUUGUCAAGCACUAUGGUGAUGACUUUGAGGACUGUAAGAAAGGCCCUGGAAAGCACGAACAAUGGAAAGGACCAAAGGAUAAAGACUUCAGACAAGGUAGCUCCAGAGUGUCCCAGCAAGAUGACACCCGGCAAAAAUAUUUUGAUCACAGGCCCCCUGGGCCAGAUGCAAGAAGAACCCAAUCUGAAGGCUUCCAUGGACCCACCACACACAGGAGACCUCCAUCCCCAGAGCCUUUCCGUGGACCCACAACCCAAAGAAGAUUCCCCUCUCCAGAACAAGAAAGGGUAAGGGGUCGCCCUGCUCCUCCUCCUGUGUACCCCUCUCCAGGACAAGAAAGAGACAGAGGCCGCCCCGCUCCUCCCAGGUACCCAGAAGAGGGCCCCCCGAGGGAGUAUGAGAGGAUACGCUUCCAGGAGCACAGACUGGCCAGGAGCAAGAGCCCCAGGAGAGAGAUCAAUAGAGGGAAGCCUUUCAUUCGCCCAGCACGGGGAGAAAACUGGCAGGAAGGGAAAGAUUUUGCACGAGAAGAGAGGUAUUCAGUUUCUCCUCCUCGAAGAGGCUUUGAAGAGUAUCACAGAAGGAGCCCCUAUGAAGAGAGGAACAGGAACCAAGCUGUUCAGCCUGGGUAUCCUGCGGAACGAGGUUUCAGAAAGCACAGCCGCUCGGCAGAAAGAGCUCGAGAUACGGAACGCUAUGAGGAACGGGAACCGCGCAGGAGUCCCAAAUGGAAACCAGACCGCUCCUCCGCUCCAUAUCCCAAAGAGGGACCCGGAGACUUUGCACAUGGGCGUCAUGUGCCGUACUGUGAAGAUAAGUCGCCUGCGAUGGUAGCAUUUGAGUACGGCCACAAGCAUCAGCGAGAAACUUCACAAGACAAAUAUGUGAAGCCCAGAAGUUUCCCAAGCAGAGAAGGGGGUGGUUACGUGGUCCCUUCGCAGAGUGAUGGAGGGAAUGGCUUCAGAAGUGGUAAGAUGAGACUGCCCGGGGACCCAGAAAGCCGAGUGUCCCCAAUGCACCACGCCGAGGACAGUCGCUUCAACAGCGGCAAGACGAGGCCAGCGGUGGACCGAGAACGGAAGGCGUCUCCAACGCGCCGUGGCAACACAAAGAAGUUUAACGAUAACCCUGUCCACAAAGUCCACAAAAAAGACGUGGACCUGAGACCCCCACUCCCCGAGCAGGAGAGAAGAGAAAGAAAAUUCAGCGAUUUUAAUUCUUUAAACACGCACCGCAGAACAGACUUGCAAGAGAAGACCUUCCGGCAGGGGGAUUUAAAAUUCCCUGGCCCACAGAAGCCAUAUGUGCCUUCUGACAGCCAUGAGAGCAGCAGGGGAGAGACGCUGACCAUCAAAGUGGACAUGAAGCGUUCAAUGACCAAGUGCAGCCCUGCACGCCACUCCACAGACCGGCAGCUGUCCCAGGAUUUGGUUGCUGUCAGUAGAAGAGGUUCAGAGUUCCACUCCGUGUUGAAGCACACAGGCUCUUCAGGACGAGAGCUGCGUAGCCCCCAAACGGGAGGCUUUGCCCAGGAUAUCAUCACGCUGGUGCACCAGGUUAAAGAAAGCUACUUCAAGAGUAAUGAAGGUCUAACUUUAAACGACCGCUUUUCAAAUAUACACGACGCUCGCACUGCCAUGCCAGAGGGAGGGAAACAGCACUCGGGCCCGGAGAUAAACAGACGCAUUGAUUUAUCCCUGUCGGACCUCCAGAAGAACAGGAUGAACAAGAGGAUUGGACCCUUGCAGACGUGCUCCAGAGUAAUCGAUGACCCGAAUGAUCUCCGGCACGAUAUUGAGAGGAGAAGGAAAGAGAGGCAGCUGGAUAUCGAUGAGCGCGUCCCGGAUCACAGGCAUUUCUCUGGAAGAAACCAGAAUGGCUCUGGUUUUACAAGAAGAAUUCAAGAAGAAAACUUCUUCCCAGAACCGAACCAGUUUGAGCUCUCCCCGGAGAGAUAUUCAGACAGGUCUCCAGUCCUGGGCGGUUUUCACCCGGAGGGCCCCACCACAAAACCUCCUUUUGUUCGGAAGAAGCCAUUCGAGGGGAACCCAGGAAGCUUCAGGCCCAUCAGAGGGUCUUUGCGGGGUAACAGACUUCCACAUCAGCAGAAACCUGGUUUUGUCCAGGCAGGUUUGAGCAUACAGUCCAAGUACAGGCGCCUGCAAAGCAUCCGUCAGAAUGGGCCAGGCUACAGGGGCAUCGGCUACAGGAUCAACAGGAGCGAGAUGGGACCAAUCGGUUAACCUACUGAUUUGAAGUCUUCAAGUGGUAAAACCAUUAUCUUGAAAAAAAAAAAAAAUCUGAGCAAGAUGUAUUAAUGGAUUGAGUCUUUAACAGUUACACUCAGGCCUGUGUGUUGUGAAAGUUCGUGUUCAGGGACUUUGAACAAGCGGAACCAUCCUGAGUGCAUGUCAGCGGUCCUGUUGAAGGGGUAUUGAAAACAGAGAUAACAAAGACAUUUGAAAUUGAACUUGUUCCUGUUUUUCUGUAUGUAUGGGAGGGGAUGUGGAGAUAAUUCAUAGAUGCAACUUCAAAAGCCUCCUGGUUUAUUUCUAAUGAACUCUAUAUGGAACUCAAAAAACACGUUCUCAAAGAAAACACUUUUGUUCUGUGUAAGCAGUUAGUUUUCUGUUUCCGUGUGUGAGUGUGUUAUGUUUUUACUGGAUGCAGUAUUUGCCUGAUGGGUUUGUAAUCAGGAAGAUGUUUCGCUAUUGAAGUUUGUUCUCUUGGAUUUUACAUGUGCUUUGGUGGCACAUAGUGUAGCACACAGGCUUGGCCGUCGAUUUGCUUACACAUUCUGUAGCAUGUGUAAAUUGAGUUACCGUAGGGCAGUGGUUCUUAAACUGGAGUCUAGGGAACCCUGGGUGUCUGUAGAGGUUACCCAUGGGUCCCAAGAAAAUUGUUUAAAAUGUCAUGCAUUAAUGUGUGAAAAGUGGGAUUUUGCUUCUGUAGUGAGAGGGCAGGCAAUGUACAUUAAACACUACUUUCACUGCAGUACAGUGGGUUUAUUUUAAUUUUUUUAAAACUUUGUUAGUGUGGGAAUUCCUUAGCAAAAUAGUCUGGUUCAUGGUGACCUACUUUUUCGUGUAGUCUGGCUUGUGAUUGAUUGGUUUAUGAAGGCUCUUCAGAAAUGUAGCAGCAAGGUAGUGAAUUUACUUCAUGCCUUAGUGGCUGGGCUAUCGCUGGCUACACUGAGUUAUCAGCUGAAUUAGAUUGCAUUCUGCAAGUCUGUCUAUGCUGUGAAUGCAGGUCAUGGUGUCAUUUUUCCAUGGACGUGGUACCUCUGAUACUGAUGAAUAGUUAAAAUAACUUUUUCCUUGGAAAUGAAACCACCCUCGGUGUAGGUUCUCUCAGAUGGGGCAAGUUAAUGGUUUCUCAUAUUGAGAAUGCACACGUACUGUGAGCGAGCACUGCCACGCAACUGUUUCUGAAUAAAGCCGAGCGUUGUCUUAUGUGCACAGGAAAGCAAUGUAGAUUUCAAGAUGUUUCAGGGCAUGGGUGGAAGAAACACAUGCUCUGCAGCGUAACACAGGGACCAAGGGAAGGGCAGCCCAGCAUCCACAAAGAGCAGGGCUUCCAGAGCCUUUAGGACUUCUCUUGAACCAUGUGCAUGUUGUUCAUCCCAGUACAGGGACAGAAACUCUGUGGAAUGUCUGUACGUGUUGAAAGGGGUGUCUAGAAUACAUUGUGCCAGAUCUAUCGAGGUCUUUACAACACAAUGCAAUCUGCAUUUGGGUGUUGUAGUCUUUAAAUUUGCCUAAUGCUGCAGUGAACUAUUUGACACUCACAAAAAAGGCCGAUUGCAUCUCCGUCAUUACCUUGUGUCUGCAUUUUUAUUUAUACCGGUUAUAUUUAAGAAUUUUUCGCCCCAUGUUCAUGCAUUAGUAAAAUGUCACAUUUGCAGUUUUCUAUCUUUUGACUGUAAUGAAUGAUCUUUGCUAUGCAUAUGUUUAAACCAUUUGUUAUUCUUGUUUGUGCCCAAAUAAGUUAAAAGCUUAUAGGCAACAUGUUGUUUUGUAUGCUCUAGCUGUCUACAGCCUAAUAGCAGAUGUUUUUUAGCCUGCAUUGAAAUCAUUUUGCAAGAUGUUUUGCAAAGAAUGGAAGUAAAUGAAGAAUCUUAAGACUUCAGCAUUCUACUUGAAGUGCUUUUGCAGAACAGAUGAUAUGUGGGGGUGGGGUUGAAGCAAUCCAAUAAAGUGGGAGUUACAAA